AACUACUGAAAUGCUGUCACAACAGUCGAUCUGAAGGGAAUUUUCUAGGAAGUGCUGCGAGAGAUAAAAAAUAAAACUGAAAACAAAGGCGAGACGCGCGUUUGUGAAAUGAAACGUGUGUGGUAAACAGAUAUUAAAUUCAGACAAAAUGUCUGGGAUGCAUUAACCACACUUAAAAGCUUGUUCUUCAUUCUCGUGCUUCCAGUUGAAUUUGUGAGAGCUUUGCAAUGGAAACGGACACAGAAAUGCUGAUCAAAGACAAUUGGAAAAAUCUAAUUGAUUCCGUUGACCGCAAGAUCACCCGGACAGCUAUCUCACUUGCACAGAAAGUGGAGAUUCUGGAAAAACUCGGGGAUCCCAUCGUCAAAAGGAAAGACAUUGCAAGCGAAUAUGGCCUGUCUGUCUCCACAAUUAGCAAAUUACUAAAGAACAAAGAUGAUAUUAUGCAUGAAUGGCAUCGUGGAGCCAACCAAGACCGGAAGAGGAAACGCUUAGGGAAGGUCCAGUCUGUGGAUGAAGCUUUACUGCGCUGGUUUGCCAUCGCAAAAGAGAAGGAAGCUGUCGUCACAGGACCCAUACUGAUGGCGAAGGCCAAGAGUCUCGCUGAAACCCUGGGAGUGGAAUUCAACCCUUCUCAGGGCUGGCUACAGCGCUGGAAAGAGAGGAACAAUAUUGUCAUUAAGCGAGUCCAUGCGGAAAAAAGCCAGACAGAUGGUAAUAACUCUGACUGGCCACCUACCUUACUGCCUGCGAUCCUGAGCAGAUUCACCCCUGAGGAACGGCACACCUGGCUCCAGCACGCGGUGGAGGCAAGAAACUGCAAGGAGGAGAGCGAUGAAGACUCAACCUCCACAGCUCCCAUCCUGCCUUCUGUUCUGAGUGGACUGUCGCCUGAAGAAAAGCAGGCAUGGCUCCAAAACGUGAAGGAAAGCAGUGGGGAAGUAGAGGAGACGGGCCAAGCUGAAGAAAACUGUGUGGGCGGAAAAUCUCCAGAUCAACAGACCAAUGUGCCAGCUGCUCUGGGCUUGCUCUCUCCAGAACUUCAGCAGAGCUGGCUCGCGAGGAAUAACGCGAAGGGAUCUCACAAGGAGCAGUGCGACCUGGACGUCUUCUCAACAGAGCAGUGCGCUCGUGCCAUCAUGCCUUUUAUUCUGAGUGGACUGUCUCCGGAAGAACAGGAGAGCUGGCACCGACACUUGAGGGAGAAACUCAGGACACAGGACAGACGUUCGGCAUCACAAUCACCAGAGAAGCCAUUAACCAGCAGAUCAGAAGAGCAGCAAGCUGUCUUACAAAGAAACAGCAACCCCCUGCAGGACGCUGAAGGUUCAGAGAGCAAGGCAGGACUCUGCAGGUAUUCCACUGAGCAGCAGCAGGCUUGGGUACAGCAGUUAAAAGAAAGGAACUCCCCUGCUGGAAAGAGUGAUGAAACUGGGCGAGAUCUAGAUGGAUCUCCAGGUACUGUUCCCCAGGACAGUGAUGAAGAAGAGCUGGAGCCACCUGCCAGCGAAGCAGAGGUCUCUUACUGCCUGCGCCGGAUACACAGCUUCAUAAAGCAGCGCCAGGCUGACCACCUUGGACACUUCCAUACAUUCGAGAGCUACCUUCAAACCUUAAUGAAAACAGACUGCAAAACUAAAGGAAACUGUUGAUUGGGUUAAUGUGUGUCUGCACACCCAGGUGUGGGGCCAGCUCCUAUACUGUAAUGUGGUACAGAUACAACAACUGAUGCAAUUAGUUCUUCCAAAACCAUGCUAUAUGAAACUUUAUAUAGCAAGCAGCCAAGGCUAGGGAAGUGUUACUGUUACACUGCUGUACGUUCAUAGAUACGGUGCUAUAAAAAGAAAGUAUUAGAAUCCUGAAGCAAUGUGACUGGAUUAGGGUUGAGAAAUGCAAUACCUACUAAAAUACUACAUGCUGGUAGAACUGUAAAAAAAAAUAUUUUCUUAACUUAAAGUUGCUAAGAAAUGUUUUUUUUUUAGUGUUUUUUUAUUUUAAGGUGUGUGAAAAUCCUAGUUGUGUGUUUCUAUAGAGUAGAGCAGUGUGCCUAAUCCUAAUAGCUGCUUAAAUAUAAUACAGCAAGUACUGGUAGAAUAUCAUCCGUAACUAAUCAAUAAUGCAUAAUUUAGAAAUACGAAAAGAAGCUUCAAUUCAAUGACAAACAUCUCCAUGUCUUUUUCAAACUGUUCUUCAAGUCUAAACGUUUGUCAUUGAAUUUAAGCUUCUUUUUGUAUUCUAGAUUUAUAAUUAGGGUUUCUGGUUUUCGGGUUUUAUUCAUUGUAUUUUUCAGUGCUUAUUUUUAGCUAUUUUCGAGUUUAAUGUAAAUCGUUUUAUUUCAGGGCUUUCGUUUUUUGAUAUACUAUUAUUAUUAUUUGUUUAUUUAGCAGACGCCUUUAUCCAAGGCGACUUACAGAGUCUAGGGUGUGUGAACUAUGCAUCAGCUGCAGAGUCACUUACAGUUACGUCUUACCCGAAAGACAGAGCACAAGGAGGUUAAGUGACUUGCUCAGGGUCACACAAUGAGUCAGUGGCUGAGGUGGGAUUUGAACCGGGGACCUUCUGGUUACAAGCCCUUUUCUUUAACCACUGGACGACACAGUUUUCGGUUACUUUAUAAAAUGCUUGAGCGUUAUUUUUCUGUCAAAAUAUGUAUAGUAGUAAUAAUACUACUUUUGUACAUUCCAGAAUAUCAUUUUUAUAGACGAUUUCUAUUGCUAAAACAGUUUGUGCAAGAAUACUCUUGUCCUCCACGGGGGCCAGUCGAGAAUAGGUGUAACAGAAAAUCCAGCUGCAGAAGGCUGUUUUCAGGGUUUUUUUUUUUUUUGUCCCUGGGCAUUACACAUCAUUAGCACUAGGAGACUGGAAUAAACACUUCUUUAUUUUAUUGUUAACUAUUUAACUUUUUUGCUGCAUGACAUAUUGAACUUAUUAUAUUUCUGUUACUUAGCUUUCCUUGUAUAUAUAACAUUUUACAGUAUUAUCAUAAUUUUAACCCAUAUGAUAAUAAUAACAGUAAUAAUACUGGAAGCACUGCAGAGAUUGGCAGAACUCGGCACACUUGGAGACUAUACUACUGAAAUGUAAUGAUCUAGAAAUCAUUAGAAUAUUUUUAAUGCAAAUUAAGCUAUUUAUAGUAUAAAACAUUAAACAAAAUACAUAAAACAAAAAGCAACAACAUAAUGCAUUAUAAGCGCUAUGUAAUGGUGGUCCAUGUAAUGGUGCUAUAUGAAAUUAUUUAUAUAUCUAGUUACACAGUUGGCCAACGUGGAAUAACCUGUGAGUGUUUAUGGAAUAUUUGUAGACAAUCAGUCUGCAAAGACAACUUUUCAGUCUGCUUUUGUAAAAUGUAAAAUAAAAAUGCCAGAAUUUUUUGUUCUGAAAACACUUGAAAGAGUUCCCACUUGAUCACUAUCUGUGUGUGACCUUAAGUAAACAAACUUGCAAAUUCAAAAGCUUUCCAGUCACUUCUGUAGAAACUCCAUUUGUACUUUUUUUUUUUUUUAAAUCUAUCUGUGUGUGAGUGAGCACAUGCUUUUACUUUUAAAUGAAUAUAUUAUAAUUGUACAAAAACCAAGCUGGUUAAACUAUAAUGCUUAUUAUUAGGAGUUAAAGAAUAAACCAUGUGUAACAUUAAUACAUUUAAAUGUAAUCUAAAUAUAUAUUAACAAUACAGUAUUUUGAUAUGUCCAAGCAACAACUAUAUUUAUGUUGUGUGUGUCACUGGGAUAAGUUAUAAGUUGGAGAUUCUGGGGUAGCAACACCUUGGUAACGCAGACAAGGAAGCCAGACAAAGUAAUUAUCAAAAGGAGGUUUAUUAAUUGUAUUCUAAAACUAUUAAAAGCAAUAAAAUGUAAAUAUGCAAAAACACAGUAUUAAAAUGGCUAAGCACAUAAGCAGAUGGGGGGGGGGGGAACACUCCCAUUGUCUAGCAGUAGGAGCCAUUUUGGGUUUUCUGACCUGCAAACUUUUUUUUUUUAUGCUUCUUCAGUACAGUUUAUACAAGGGCCUGCAGUUAGUAAAACCUGAAAUGGACCAAACUGCUAUGCAUCAGGAGUCUUAUUUCCAUCCCUGCAUAUGCAAUUAACAAUAAAAGUAAUAGCUAAUUUAAUAGCAGCAAAGGUAACAGUAACUAUAGCAAUAUAAUUCAAAAUGAUAGUUGUAUCAAUAGCAGCAAUGUUGGCAGUAGCAAUAGAAUUAAUACAGCUAUAUAUAAACAGCAACAAGAAUGAACAGAAUAAUAAUUGUUUAAAACAAUACAAAUAUCCAGGAUCCCCCUUCUCAGUGUCCCAAAGCAGUUUGGACUCAAACAGGCUGCAACAGCUCUAGAGGGAGGGGUGUCAGCUGGACACAGAAGUGCUAUAAAUAAUAGUGCAGAGUGAAUAUACAAAAUCAUAUCGUGAUUAAAGUAAAAUAAGCAAUAAUACACGUGAACAAAAAUAAUACAAAUAAAUCAAUAAUAAGGUGCUGAAGCACUCCUGCAACACUUGCAGACCUAUAUUGUAUAUGUUGUCCAAACAACAACUAUAUUUACAGUAGUUUUUUUAUGUUGUCCAAAUAACAGCCUACAGUAGUGUUUUGAUAUUUCCAAGCAACAACUGUAUUUGCAGUCCUAUUUUGUAUAUGUUGUCCAAGCAACAACUGUAUUUAUAGUAUUAUUUUGUCCAACCAAUUUUAUUUUCCCUUUGCUCUCUGCCAUCUCCGCUUUUCCAUGCUUGGAGUUUAGACCAGGUAAUUUCCUGUGUCAUCCCCUGAUCUUUGUAAAGGUUAAACACCCUGGCAGGACAAUAGAUGUAUUUUUCUGUUUGGUCCCUGUUUUAAUGCCAAUCUGCAGAACCUGCACAGUCGGACAGACCUCUUUUUCUGCUCUAAUCUUUGCUUUGUGGCAUCAACACUUUUGUAGAGCUGUAAAAGUACCUGAUGGUCCCUUCUUUGGUUUUUUUGAACUGCUGUUGCUGCUGAUGUUGUCUGUCCAUAAUUUCUUGCAUGUUUUAUUUCACUUGACUCGGGUGUUAAGGCAGUGGAUGGAGCAGUAGAUGUUAACAGCAGUGCAGGUGGGUUGACAGCUGCAGGUGACACGGUUACCACUGGGACCUGUACAGUGGCACUGCCUUCAGUUAAAUUAUGCCACAGCAGCUGA
Acipenser ruthenus (sterlet) is the source of this 5137-nucleotide messenger RNA. RefSeq lists its product as uncharacterized. Gene Ontology annotation, molecular function: DNA binding. Gene Ontology annotation, cellular component: nucleus. The record is from RefSeq and is a predicted model, not a curated record. The transcript is spliced from 3 exons. The coding region runs from base 228 to 1652 and encodes 474 amino acids. NCBI's taxonomy places the organism in Eukaryota, Metazoa, Chordata, Actinopteri, Acipenseriformes, Acipenseridae.